UAUAGUCCAAAUUUAUGUUUUUUAUGCUACAAUUUAUUUUAAACUAAAGAUGAAAGCAUGACGUCAUUUUCACCUCGCGAGAUCAGGAAUCAAGAUGGCAGCCUCUGAAGAAGAAGCAGAGGGGAAAAUGGAUAUUUGUGGUCUAGUUAAUUGGUGGAUAGGUGAAUCGACUACAAGUGUGACUUACCAUUCAACGCUUAAUGUGAUCAUAGUGACAACUAAAGAAUCAGGUGUUAAAGUAAUAGACGUGUCGACGGGCUCAGUUCUUCAAAAGUCGGACUUAUGUGCCUCUCAAACAGACAAUAUCCAAUCUGCAUACCUCUCUGCCAAGGACAAAGUAUUAUUUACGGAUGGACUUUCGGUGGGAGUGAGGAAAGAUCUUAGUGGGAUGCUUCUACUGGACACAUUGUUACAGGCUCCAGUGGCUUCCACAGAUGAUGUAGUCAAAGUUGAGCUGCCAUUGCAAGAGGCAAACCAUCUGUUUCAAGAGUGUCUGAUGAGUGGUGAGCUCCCAGGGGUUGAUGGGUUAGAAGAUGUGAUAAGGGAGCUUGAGAAGGGAAUUGAAAAGGCUCAAGAAUCUGUUAAAGGAAACCACAAGGUUGCUAAAUGGGCCACGGUGUGUAUCAGACUACCCCACCACACCUUAAAGUCUGUCUGCAGUACUCUGAUGACUGAACUGAAGAAAUAUCAACAGAAUGUUAGCAGCUUGCCAGUAGCCUCUGCUGUCACAGAGAGGUUGAAUUCCCUGUAUCCCACAGGUCAGCCAGAGCUUGGGGCAGGUCCCAUUGAUAGGUCGAUGAUGUAUAGUGAAGCUGCAAGACGGGCAUCGUUUACAUCAUGGCCACAUAUGAAUUACAAGUGGGCAUUACCAGAGCCUAUGGCACAGGCAGGUUUUUACCACCAGCCCAAUUCUGUAGGAGAUGACAGAGCAAUGUGUUUUACGUGUAGUGUAUGUUUAGUGUGCUGGGAACCAACAGAUGAACCUUGGUCUGAACAUGAGCGCCACUCUCCUGGGUGUCCAUUUGUGAAGGGACAGUUUACACAGAAUGUGCCACUAAGUGUGACUUAUGCAACAGAGCCAGCACAGGUGCAUGGUAUAUCACAAGAAAAGGUGAAAUGCAUCAGUACAACAUCAUGUGAUAACUUGGUGGCCACUUCCUCCACACACGGUUAUGUCAUAGUCUGGGACAUUGGCUGCCAGAUGAAGAAACAUAUUGAAUUAAACAUUGACCCUGGUGACCCCCUGAUUAAAGUAACCAUGGGAGCCAAUGAAACAAGUGCAAUAGUAACUCAGAGUGCUCAGUCUGGUGCAUGCAAGGAGCCCAUUACAGAUAGUUUACCAUCCUCACUACUGGAGACGGACUCCAUCCAGGAAGACAGUAUGACAGGACCUGGACCAGAGGCUGGAGAAAUUGUCUCCUUGCCAAUAGAAAGUGUGCCACUGACAGAAAAUUGCAUUGUGAAGCGAUCCAGAAUAUCCAGAGAUGUAGUGGUGUCGUCAGUGAGUGUGAUAGGUGACCCAGAAAACAACGCCCAUCAAGCAGCCUCGGCACCUAGCAAGGACAAACUAACAAAGGCAGCUUUGGUCUGUGGUGUCGGGAUUAGGAGAACUACAUUAACCUGUGAUAUACCUGAUACCAUGGACGUACAGGCAAUGAAUUUAGUCAAUGAAGCCUUGAGCUCAGACACUAGUAUUGAUAUUCUGAGUGAACAGAGUCAGGAUGAAGAACCAGAAAAUCCAUUUAUACCAUGUAUUCUUAUACAUGACAUACAGAAAGUAGUGGUGACUAGACCUAUAGUUAAGAAACUGAAAAGUGCGCCAGGUUCAGCCAAGAGCACUGUAUCGGAGAUGUACAUGCCACAGAUCAUGGAGGUGGAUGAGGAACCUGAAAUUAUUAACAUAAGUGAAGAAAAGCCCAUACCUGGUGGAAGUGGAACAACAAAUGAUACAGGCAAUGAAAACUGUCAUCCUCUUCAAAGUGGAAACCAAACAAGUAUCAAAAACUUGGACUUGAUGGAGGAUAGCAAAGAGGGUCGUGUGGUGCAGUGUGUGCCUCUUCCAGAGCCCGUGUCCAAGGCGGGAUUUAGUGUCACCCACAUACUCCCUGUGUCAGACAAUCAUCACCUGUUGGUAGUUGUAGCGCCAACACAAGUGGCUCAGAAACACGCCAGUCCAGAAACAACGACUCGCGACGGGAAAGUUUUGAAAGAGAAAAAAUCCAGUCAGAAGGAUAAGGCAGCUGGCGGGUGCAUUUUGCUGUAUAAAAUCAACUUUGACACACAAACUCCAACUUUAGAAACAGACCCACGAAAAAUAUUUUAUAUACCUGAUGCAAGGGACGCAGUGGUAGCAGUAUUGUCGUUGCCUUUAGAUAUAUCUUCAGCUCAAGAAGAGGAUGAGCUUAUCAAUAUGAAUAAUAAGGAAACUGUGACUAUACAUAAAAGCUACUCUGAGAACUUGCCAGGGCAGAUUGCUAUAUCUACGGAGAUGGGGAAGUUGAAGAUAAUAAGACUGUCUGACUUUAAGGUGCUUGAGUCAUUUGAAUCUUCAGAUGAAGGACAGAAGUUUGUUUCACUCACAUACUGUACAGGUAUGGAAAGACUGUGUGCCUGCACUGGACAUGGAAAACUUUCAUUCUUCCAAGUGGCUCCCAAAGAUCCUGAGUUCUCGGAGACAGACAUGGUGGAGCACAGCUCCCCAGUGAGGCCCUUCAGCCAGGAUAGUGUAGAUGGAUCCAUGGAUUGCUUACAGGGCUCUGGCAAUGAUUUGCUAGUGAAGCACCCACUGACAACAGAAGUAUUGAUGACACUGCAUGAAUUGACACAGUUUGAGAACUUGAUUCCCCGCUUCACAGCAACAGUUCCGCCCUGUUGGCAGGAAAUACAACAAGAACAGCAGCACCGGCGCCACCCUCAGCAUCUCCAACAACAGGGGGAGGCACUGCAGCACACCAGGAGCUGGAGAUUACAGCAUGAAAAAGGUAGCUGUGAUGAACAUUUAUUUGAGCUUGUCCUGCCCAGACCUUGCACUGUAGGCCAUGUGGACAUCAAGUUCAACCUCCUCAGUGUGUGCACCUCUCUACCCAAUAUACAGGUCACUCUCUUGAAGCAGAAUAUCACAGACAUAGGGCAGCAGGUGGUUGAAAAUUGUGACAUGGACAAAGGGAAAACUGAAGUGGACGAUAAGAUCAAUUUUAGCGUUGAGAAAGGAGGGGAGGGCUCCGUGCCAAAGGACACUGUAGGGGAGAAAGAUGACAAGGAUGUUCAGCUAAGUAGUGUCAAUAACGUUCAUGAUCCUGACUUUCUUGGAAAGCAUCAUGCUGAGAUACUGUGUGGUCCAGUGGACCUAGCGAGCCAUGUGGACCUCUCUGGGAAAUCUGGACUUAUCACCUUGACCAGCUCUAAGUUGCUGAAGGUCAAGUCAAGGUCUUUCUUGCUUCAUAUCAAAGCCCUGAAGGAAGAAAAGACUGAUGUAAGGAAUGCUCCAGUCACUCAGCAAGACAAAGAGGCAGACAAGAACUUCCACUCCAUUUGGGAUCAGUUUUUCUUUGGUGGAGCUCCCAGCAAGUCCAGUAAGUCAGGCCAGGCAGGGGAAACAUCAAAGCAGAAACUGGAAAACAUCAAGGGUUGUGACUGGCUGGCAGAGAUCUCUGUUACUAUUAGGAAGACAAAAAGAAAUACUGUUCCUAAAGACAGACUCCAGCGUUGCACCAUGCUGGAAAUGCCUGGUUUUCAUGAGCACCUGUUGCUGGCAGCUUGUGGAGCUGAUGAGGAGAGUAUUCCUAUCACUACUAGCCUAGAACACAGGCAGGUCAUGGCUCUGGACAUACUCUGCUGGAUUGCUGCCAUUCACAUUAGAGAAUCUGAGAAAAGAUUAGAGCAAAACAGCUUUGUGUUUACUGUGCAAUCUAACCUGGAAGGCCUGAUUAAGGCUUGCUUCAUUGAGGGAGGGAGAAGUAUUGCUCACAAGUGUGCCAAACUUGUAGCUCUGUGUCUGGAGUGUACAGAGUUGUCCUUGGAUCCUGACCUGGCCCCUGCCUUCAGCUUUGCCCUGCUGACAGCCCUGCUAAACUGUCUCCCAUUACUUCCACUGGUACACUCAGCAGGUGCUCUGCGCUGGUUCUUCACAGUGCUGAACAGAGUGAAGUUCAUGGAUAUCUCUCAGACUGGCCAGAUGGUGGCCGAGAUGCUCUCCUCUGCAGCCAAGCAGUACAGUUUACGGGUGACACCUUUAGAUGCCCUUCUGAAGUCAAGGUUUGGUCUUUAUGGUCACCCUUGUGAUCCUGAUCUGUUUGAUGUGGAAAUGCCCAUCCAGCAAUUGAAGCCCACACAACCAACAACAUAUGCAUCCAUGACUGGUGCUUCCACCAGCUCUUCUUCUUCUGGCAACUCUCCCCAGGGAUACGAAGAGGUAGACUUUCAGGACCUCAUCAACUUAGAUCCAGAUAAAACUAUCAAGUCUGGAACGCAGGGGUCUGAAAUGGGAGGCCAUACUAUAGUUAACAGUUUGUUAGAAGUAGAGCCUCUGCACUUCACUUGUCAUGCAACCAGUGAUGGAACUAGAAUGGAAAAGGCUGAUAUAACUACAGCAGGCACCAACAGUCUUUCCAACACCUCAGGGUUGUCUGGUACCAUCAACUUUGGUGACAGCUUGGCCACUGUGUCUGCAGCAGCAGCAGCAGCUGGGGCAGCCCUCCAGUCUCUCUCAACAGCCAUGGUGUCGGCUGAACAGCAUUUCUCACUCUCACAACACAAACAAGCACAGCUGCUCAAGGUGCAGCAACAGACACUGAAACUGAAGCAGAAACUGGCAGAGACUCAGAAGUCCGUAGCCGCUGCCUCUGCGCAGCCCCAGAUUGAUAUCUUUCCCCCCACGCCCACGCCGAAGACUACCCCUUUGUUUAUGACACCACCAGUCACACCACCAAAUGAGGCAUACUUGGCAGAAAAACUGGCCAGUAAUGGUGUUGGCCCUCAGAGUGACCAGAAAAUAGGAGGGAAGAAUGUCAUUAAAGUCUCUAGUGGCAAACCAGACAACAAUUUCUCAGGAGGCCAGAAAACCUCAUCCCAUUUGUCCUCUGGUCACCAGCUCCUCCACCCUGCCUCGCAGCACGUCCUGGUCAUAGAACGCAUGCACUCAGGAGCACGGAGAUUCGUAGUGUUAGACUUUGGUAAACCCAUACUGCUCACAGAUGUGGUAAUUCCAGCUUGUGGAGAUUUAGCUUCUCUGUCCAUAGACGUGUGGAUCCACGGAGAGGAGAUUGAUGGCAUGAGACUGGUGAUAGCCUCAGAUAUUGGGUUGAGGUCUUUAAUCAUGAAUGACCUUUCACCACCACCUCUCUGUAGGUACUUGAAGAUCACCACAGUGGGCAGAUAUGGCGGCAACACCCCCAGGUGUACCUCUAGGUCUCGCAUACCCAUAGGAACUUUCUACGGACACAGUUUUAUUUUACCGUGGGAGUACAGUUUGGAUUCAGUUCCCUCUGUUGUAGCCAGUGAACUCUCUACUCUCAAUCAACCAUUGACUGUAGACCAGUCAGAAAUUUUGUCUCAGCUUAGCAUGUUUAUAACCCUUCAAGAAGAUAUUCAGUGUAGGUAUAGCCUGGCCUGCACUAGGUUACAGUCACUGGUAGCCUCCUUGGAUCUUCCUCCCAUGGUCAGUGGCCAUGCAAAGUACUAUUUAAGAAAGGGAAAGAAAGUGGAGGAAGAUGCUAGAAUACUUCAGGCAUAUAAUGACUGUACGCAGCUACAGCUUCAGUUGAACCUGGCCCAGAGAGCCAUAGAGAGACUACAGAAGGCCUUAGGGAUGAAGCAGUCCAGGCCUGCAGCAUCCAGUAAUACUAAUACAGUACUGAGACAGGUGUCUACAGACAAGCUGCGUGUCCUCACAGAGCUGCUCCUAGACUGCUUGCUCAGUAUGACCAGGUCCAAGCCAACCAUCCCUCAUCCUCCAUUGUCACUGUACAGGAACUUUAACCCACAGACGUGUGAAGCUCUGUUCAAGCACAUCUGUGUGUUUGGAACACGCCGCAUGCAGAUCCAUGCAGGGUUGUUGUUGGUGCGUGUAGGAGGGAGGCAGAGCUGGUGGGGCCAGUUUUUAGGGAAUAUGCUCCAGCAGCUGUUCAGCUCCGACCUUACAGCUGUAUUUCCACAGGACAGAAUAUUUGUACUGCUGACAGCUCUGGGACAGAAGGCACUUACCAGUACCUCAGCCAGCAAUGUGUUGGAGAGUUUGCUGACAUUGCUGGGCAAGAUUCUCUCUCCUCUUCUACACUCACAGGGAGAGUACUACAGAAACAGCCAAGGUUCUUUGGAUAUGGAUUUAGUUGGCUGGGUGCUGCUGUUCUUGUCCAGAACUAUGGAUGCUGCUGGUAGCAGUAACAAUGGUGGCAGUCAUAAUGGGGGCAGUAAUGGUAAACCAGGUGAUGGAGGAAGUGAUGAGGGCACCAAAGGUUCUGCAGGGGCAGAGAACGAUGAUGCUGGAAAAGAAAAUGGCACCAUGUUGUCAGCACGCUGGGACUUCAUCCAGGGAGACACGGCCAUGGAGCAUGCAGACUUCAAACCCACACCCAGGUUCAGGACAAAGCUGUACAGACGGCAGCUGGCUAAGAGGCUAAUGCAUCAUAAGUCUAAACUAAUAGAGCUUCAGAAAGCCAAGAAAGAGUUCCUUGCCACCCAGGUGGCUGCAGCAGCUGUUUCCAAAGAGGCAGAAGUCUUAGUCAAACAGCAGGAACAGGAGUUCAUAAAGGAAUUGAAGAAAUACUCAUCUAAGCACUUCAAGGACAUCAUGCAGAUCAGGAGAAUAGAUGCAGAGGUGCUGAGAAAGAAGCCAAAGGAUGACAGCAAUGGUGUGAGGGGAGACCAGGAUGGCCAUGACACAGAGAACUCUAUGGUGUUACCUAGGGAGAGAUGUCUCCCUGUAGUCAGGGGUCUCAUAGCCCUAUUACUGUCCAUGGAUUUCACAUGCAAUGUUGACCUGUUCCUGAUUGCAUGCAAGGUUGUUGCACGUAUUACCAACUCAACACGCCCAGCCAUCACUCUGUCAGAGGCUAUGACCCAGGAACAGCUAGAGCAGCUAUUGUUACUAUGUAGCAAUCUAGAACAUAACCAUGGCAACCUGACCUGGGGAGGACCUUGGUCUGGACACGCCAUUACCUGCAUGAUACAGGAUGUUCUAGAUGGUGAGCGUCUGUACCCACCAGGAGAUGGUGGCUCCUCCAGUAUGACAGAGGAGGAGUUGUCAGCUGCCAUGACAGAGACUGAUGACUCCAUACACCACAGUGCCAGUCUACCACAGAUAGAUGACAGUGGCAGCAGUGGACCAGGUGGGCCAGGAGCAGACAUGGUGGAGGCAUACCCCGUUCCAUCUGAGCCUAUCCCUGUAGUGGGCACAAUAGAGGAAAUCCCCAUGGAUAUUUCUGAAGACCAGGGGUUCUCCCUCACCUAUGAUGAUCUCUAUGGACCAGGGUACAGUGAGCCUGUUACCCCACCAGAGUUACUACCCCCCAUGCCUAUGCCUCCCCUAGAGGGAGAUGCCACGCCCCCAGAAGUAGGAUCCCUGCAGGAUGAUGGGUACAAAAUAUUAUUUGAUAGUGCUGGAAAAGCCUUGAGCCUGGGUAUGUUCAAGAACAUGAUGGAAGGGAACAAAAAGAAUGUCAAAGUAUCAAAAAUAAAGAUGUCAACAAAUUUAAACAGAAUGAAGAAAGGGAAAGAUUGGCUGUCGGGUCCAGACCCCCGCCUUGGAGCCAUGACCAAGGGGACAUCUGCCGCAAUGGAUGCCAGACUGGAGUUCCGUGUAGACUGGAAUGCUGAGCUUAAACUCAGGGUGAUGCAGUCUCUGGAGGCAGAAUCUGUUCAGAGUGCCAUCUCCUCUGUCAUCCCCCCUGCUCCCCAGCUGCCAUUCCCCCAGAGCACAGUUCAGAACACACGGGCUGUGUCCACAGAUGAUGAACAGCUCUCAGAGACCAGCUUUUAUGGAGAAUAUCAGAAUGUUCCAUCCAAUGACAUGUUGAGCCAGUGUUUUGACAACCUCUUCAUGCAGCUGUACCGUCACCGUGUCAACCUGGACACCAUCCUUCAGCUCUGGCUCAUCUUCAAUGACGACAGCUCUCAGGAGGAGACCACUCAGUCAACCUUUGACCCCAGCCGUGUUCCCAUGAUCCCUCUGAGCCAGGCUGCAGUGGCUAGCCUGCUGACAGCUCUGGCCUAUGAGCCCAAUGUCCCAGUCAGGACAUGGACCCUGUUCUUCCAGGUGUUAACACUGUUGAUGAAUGUGAAGCACCACAGGGAACUGGAAGCUACGGCACCUGCCCUGCCAGCAGAGAGGUGGCUUGCCUCUGUAGUGGUCACAGACGAUCACCUAAUGCCUGUGUUGAUUAAGUUUUUAACUGGAGUGUCUUACCAGGGUCCUGUGCUGUCCAAUCUGCAGGAUACUCAGGUGGGUCCUUUUGCCACCAAAAUGUUCCAUGAAUUUUUGGUACGGCUCCAAUUACGCACAGCUGAGGAUAAUGAAAAACACUUGAAGGAGCUGAUGCUGAAGUUAGUGUACAUGCUUACAACAGAGAGAGGUGCUUUCCACUGUGGCCAUGGUCCACUGGAUGCCCAGUGCAAGCUGCUGGACUAUGUGCUUGACCAGCAGUAUGACAGUGUGGACAUCAGCAAUGCCAUCAGUGUUAUAGAGUCCAUCAGUGUCCUGGUCCACCAUCACAUCCUCAGUCAGGAGAGGGUACUGUGUAAGAGCCAAUCAGACGGAGGGGUCAGUGCGAGGUCGUGUUUUGGUGGGUUAUUUUCCAGUCUCUUGAGACCAGGGGACUCUAAGUCAAUGGUGGGAGAGGCCAACCGUGAUGUGCUGAUGUGUAGCCUGUUGAAACUGGUCAAUAAACUGAUACAGGUUGUGCUGCCAGGACGGAACUCUAGGGGAAGUACAACAGAGGAGGAGCCUAUGGAUGUCAUUGAAGAACCGCUGACAGACUCCAGUAAGCUGAGUCAAUCUAGAGCAGGUAAUAACACAACAGUUUUAGAGGGUGCUAGACCCAUAGAAGCGUGGUCCAAGUCCGAUGAAGAGAAAAGCUCAGAGACUGAUGAACAGAAAACUGAGACUGCCUCCUCUCAGGCUAACACACCUACAGCUCCACAGCCAAAGAAAGCAUGCUCCCAUGGCCCUGAUAUGAACAGGAAGGAACACACCCUAUCAGAUGUCAUUCUGACACAUGAGAAAAUAAUGACUCACUUGUUGGAAGCUUUGAGUUUCUGUAACAGCAGCACCAUGGCCACCAUCUUGUGUACCUCUGGACUGCAGGGGAGUAUGCAGGACACAUUCACGGGGCUGGACGUGCUCUCAGUGGGAGAUGGAAUAUUUCAGAUCCUGUGCACACUGAACAAGAAGGCCACAGAUAUGCAGUUAAUAGUGGGACCCAUGUACAAGUACCUGUCAUCUGGGUUCAGAGGAACUGGUGCACACUCCAUUUGCAAGCUCUCUGAGCCCUUGCUCUGGUUCAUUCUAAGAGUGCUGGACUGUGAUAAAGCUCUAAGUAAAUUCCUGGAAUUUGGAGGUGUAGAAGUGAUCUGCAGGAAUUUGGUCCAGAGUAACAGGCGUGUGAUCAGCACAGGUCCCAGUCUCAUCUCCACCAUCAUGCAGUACCUGGGCAGCAGUAAAAUGGCCAGCUACAACCUGUCCAAGUCAAGAGGAAGCACAGACACUGAGGCUGCUGAGGGAUUACAGAACUUUGCUCCUUUAGGUUCCAUCAGUUCCAGCAGUCCUACAGCCAGUCCAGCCGAGGUGCUGGUCCAGGCGUCUCCACCACACAGGAGAGCCCGGUCAGCAGCCUGGUCCUACCAUUACUACCCUGAUGAAGCCUGGGUUGAUCUUACCAUACAGCUCCCAUGUGCUGUACUGCUGAAAGAAGUACAGAUACAGCCACAUUUAACUUCCCUAGCUACAUGUCCUGCAGCAGUAUCUGUAGAGGUCAGUAGAGACGUAAUGCAGAGUGUCCCCAUCAGUCCACCAGUGGUCACUAGUGGACUGACCUUCAUCAAAAUACAGCUCCUUAAGCCCGAGGUAGCCACAGCAGUGACCAUCCGACUUCACAAGCCAAAGGACUCCACCACAGUUGGGCUGUCGCAAAUUCUACUGAUGGGGUAUACAGCAUUUGGUGACAGCAGCUACAGGAACCCUAAUGUCUUUGCUCCCUCUGAGGAUUUUGUUUCAAGAACUAGUAUUGGUUGGCUGCGCCUGCUUCACCACUGCCUGUCUCAUGUGGAGGCCAUGGCUGAACCCAUCGCUGCUGCUGCUGCCCCCACACCUCACCUCCUCAGCACAUGUACUGCACUGCUGGUCACCCCGGCUACCAGUAUAUACUCCUCAAAUAUAGAGGCAGUGCUGCUCAAGAUAGGCUUACACAGCACUGACAUGGGAUUAGCCCUUCUUGACAACUUACUCAGAAAUACAGUCUCUGGUGAACAAGACCAGAGUCUUCUACAUGGUAAAGUCAAUGGAGUUGCUAACGAUUCCACAAUCGACAUCAUCUAUCAGUUGUGUAUGACACAAGAUGCAGGUACAGCAGAAAGGAUCAGGGCACUUGUUGAUUGGCUAGGAGACACAGCCAGAGUAGCUCUGCAGAAAAUUGGCAAUAUCUCAGAUGAUGGGUAUCGUCCCUCACCCAGGGACACUCUAACCCUGACUGCAGAGGGGUUGCCCAACCCUGCCCCUGCUCACAUCCACUGCAUUGCCUCUGUGUUUUGGCACAGCCAAGAGCUUACUUUGAAUUACAAUCUGGGGGACAUUUUGACCAAGGAGCUUUUAAGCUCUUUGUACGAGUGGUCUGCUGUUCUUCCUGCCUCCUCCACUCUGAAGACUGCAGUGGACUCUGUGAUCUGCUCAGCCUGCUACAUACACCCCGAGUACUUCAGCUGCCUCAUGGAGUGGAUGGGGAUCAUAGUCAGCAUGGAGAUGUCUGUGACAGAUGACUUCAAAGAUGUCACCCAGUCACAGCAGAACCAGGAAUCCAUGACUGAUGACUCCAAGGAAGCUAGUAAUGUAUUCAGUCUAGACAUUGAGCAGACUACUGUACAUCAACCAAUGACGUUACAGGAUUUGGGUCACAUGAUCUUAGAUGAGGUUCACCUAGCAACACUUGGUGUGGCCUGUCAGUCUGAAAGUGCAGUGCGGCAGCUUCUAGAGUCCGGAUUCCCAGCUAUGUUGGCCCAGGCAAUGUAUGAGUUUUGUAAUAAAGAGCUUGGACGAUACAGUGACUCUUUGUCUUUCUCUGAAAAGACAACUGACUCUGUCAAAACUAAUAACUUGAAGAAAGGUUCUCGAAGGAAAGAAAGUGUGGAAUCUCUAGCAUCAGACAAAGGCAUAUGUUUGACAGCAGACCUGGUAGCUCCAGUCCUCCAUUUCUUUACCACGGUGACCCAGGAGUCCGUGAUGAAGGACUGGCUGGGGGAUAAUGAGGGCAAUAUUUUCUGGAGUGUGUUACUGAACAUGCUGUGUAACACACCUGCUCAGACAGCACUACUGGAUGCCUGUACUACCAACAGGUGCAAGGUCAUGUCAGGACACCAGAGGGCCGCCAUAGAGAGUGCUGCUGUAGUAUUCUUCACCAAAGUGGUCACCUGUCACUCCACAAACCAGAAGUUAUUUGCCCAGGUGUUGUGUGAUGUUAUCAAAGGACAGGGAUCACCACAUGCAGUACUUAAUCAGGGCAACCUGCCACUGUCAGGUUUUACACGGCGCCUUUUCCUGCAAGUGUUACUGGAGGAUGAAAAGAUCCUGGUGGCAUUCAAGUCCUCGUCAUCUCUGUACAAGGGCACCAGUAAUGCCUCCACCAGUGUACUGCAGCAUCCCAAGUUUGGAGCAGGGCACAAGUUCCGCACCAUGGAGCUCAGCUUGCAGAUGACAUGUGGAGAGGUCCUGUCUAAAGUUUCAGAUCCUAAUCAAGUAGGAGAACUAGUGAAACAUCCAAGUGAGCCUGAGGGAGAAACCAUCCCAGAUGAGGUCUUAUUACAGACCCCCAGCUAUCCCUCUGCCCUGCAGGUUUUUGCCAGUGUCGGGGGUCUUGCUCUGUUAGCAGAACAUCUGCCACUGCUUUACCCAGAGAUCUCACGCCAUGUGUCGCCAACAGAGGGCAACAGAGAUGCUAGCUCCAAUAGCCUUGGACAUGAUUGGGUUACCAUUGAAGGGGAUGAUAUAUUUGAAGAUGAUAUUUAUGAACCUAUAUCACACAGCCAGCCAUCUCAGUCAUCUCGUCAGAACACUUUCAGCCACCCGUCAGUACCCCCUCACUCCAUGGUGGCCUUUGGUCUGUUCCUGAGGCUGCCUGGCUAUGCUGAGGUCCUGCUGAAGGAGAGGAAGAGGGCCCAGUGUCUGCUUAGGCUGGUACUAGGAGUGACAGAUGAUGGGGAUGGAGGUCACAUUCUAAGUUCUUCCAUGGCUGGCUCCCUGCCAACUCUCCCAUUCCAUGUGCUGAGGACACUGUUUGCUGCCCAACCUCUGACUACAGAUGAUGGGGUGGUGUUACGGCGCAUGACACUGGAGAUAGGAGCUUUACAUUUAAUCCUGGCUUGCCUCUCUGUGCUGAGUCACCAUGGUCCAAGGGAACCAUUGCCUGGCUUUCAUCAAGAGCCGAGGAUUUCUGCUACCCAGGUCGCCUCCUGUGUAGUUGCUCAGCCACAGCCACCACAACCACCAUUUAAACUGAUCCAGGCCGCUACUUCCAUGUCCAACUGGAGUCAGCUCCAGAGCAGCAGCAGCAGCAGCAGUGUCCAGGCCCCGGUGAACUCUGUUGGGGAUGAGAAGAGCCAGCACUACUGGGCCAAGGGGACUGGGUUUGGGACAGGGUCCACUACCUCAAGCUGGGAUGCUGAACAGGCACUGCUUAGACAGAAAAGUGAAGAGGAACAUGUCACGUAUCUACUGCAGGUAUUAGCUAGUUAUAUCAACCCAGGAGGUGCAGUGCCCAAGGACUUUGAAUCCCCAGAGUACCCCAGCACUGCUGAGAAAAUGGCUCUCCCAGCCAAUGUACCAGAGCUGCUCAGCCAGUCCUGUCUUGUUCCAGCCAUUUCUUCAUAUCUCAGGAACGAUUCAGUAUUAGACAUGGCCCGCCAUGUGCCCCUGUACAAAUCAUUACUGGAGCUGUUGCGUGCCAUAGCUGUGUGUCCUCUCCUAGUGCCUUUACUGCUGCCACUGGACAAAGAGGAAGGGGCUGAGGCCUCGGUGGAGACAUUACUGGAGAAGAUGAAAGCCUGUGUGGACACAUAUGCAAGCAGACUCAACUGUAAUUCCAAAGGCAAGACUAAGAGUCGACGAGAGGAUGAUGAUGAGUCAGAGGGGCUGGCCCUGUUGAUACCUGACAUCCAAGAGACGGCAAGGAUGACCAAAAUAGCUACUGACAGGAUCAAAGAUGAGACAGAACCAGGAGAACAGCAGACAAGCACUGAAGAGUCCAGAGGGGCAAUGAAAGAUAGCACAACAUCAGAUGCAAACUACAUGGAGAUCAUGAAAGAGCUGCAAUUUGACACACACCAACUACUCACAGAUGAAAGUGGCACUCUGAAAUUCCUGUCUCCCCAUCAUUACGAGUCCAAUGUGAGAUCUGCCGGAGAAAUCAACAAUCCUGCUCGCUCUCGUCGCCUGGCACAGGAGGCAGUCACGCUGUCCACCUCUCUGCCUCUGUCUGCUAGCAGCAGUGUGUUUGUCAGGUGUGAUGAAGAAAGACUGGAUAUUAUGAAGGUGUUGAUAACUGGGCCAGCAGAUACACCAUAUGCCAAUGGCUGCUUUGAGUUUGAUGUGUACUUCCCACAAGACUAUCCAAACUCUCCUCCACUCAUUAACCUGGAGACCACUGGCAACCACAUAGUUCGAUUUAAUCCCAAUUUAUACAAUGAUGGCAAGGUUUGUCUUAGUGUUCUUAACACUUGGCAUGGGAGACCAGAGGAAAAGUGGAAUUCACAGACAUCAAGCUUCUUACAGGUUUUGGUAUCCAUCCAAUCUCUUAUCUUAGUCUCUGAGCCAUACUUCAAUGAGCCAGGUUAUGAGAGAUCUCGUGGCACCCCUUCAGGCACAGCCAGCUCUAGAGAGUAUGAUGCCAACAUCAGACAAGCCACAGUCAAAUGGGCCAUGCUGGAGAUGCUGAAGAACCCUACUCCUUGUCUCAAAGAGGUGAUUCACAAACAUUUUUGGUUAAAGAGGAGAGAGAUCACAGCCCAGGUGGAAGAAUGGAUCCAGGAAAUGGAGAGCUACAGUGGUGAUAAGAGGACUGGCAGGGCCAUUGCUCUCAGUAAUGUGGCCCUCAAGAGGCACUUUGCACAGUUAAAAGAGGAAUUUGCCAAAAUGAAACCACCAGAGGGGUUGGAAGAAGAAGAACCAGAACAAAAUACUCUCCAUGGAAAUCCACCAGAAACAACAAACUCAAACCACAACGGUGUGGAAGCAUUGCCACAUUCAAGUAAUGGCAUUGACAGUUACAACUCUGCAGAUAGCACAACCAAAAAGACCACCACCAGCAAUAUGAUAGUCCAUAACUCUACCAUGAUGCAGGAUGUGACAGAGAAUGGAGUGAACAAUAACAGUAUUCAUGCAGAGGAUCAGAACCCACCUCACCUAUCCCAACAUGAUGGGGUGAUAGACUUGGUCUGUAAUGGUGAGGACGAAGAGGACGAGGAUGCUGAUGAGGAUUUGCUGGAAAUGAUGUGAUGUUUUAGUGACUUUUAUGAGGUGGUGUUGUUUUUGUUUUUUUUCACUGAAAAGCAAGGUUGAGAAAGAGUACCACUGGCAUACAAGUGGGAAAAGGUUGAUAAUAAGUGAAAAUAUUAUCAAAGAUGCUGAUCUCAGCCAUAAAGGAUAAUGAAUUUGACAAGUUGACAAAAAAGAAUUGUUGCUUAAAUAGGUUAAGCGACAUUCUGACAGUGAUUAUGAUCAAUUUUAAGGCAUCAGAAUGAAAAAAAAGCAAUGAAAAAAACAGUUUAAUUUGGGAAAUGUCUUCAGUGAUGUGAGACAUAAAUGAAGUGACUAACUGUAGUGCAUAUUUAGCUAUGGAUCUGUGAUUCUGAAUAUGGAACACUUUUAUUAUACAGAGCUAUCAUUUUUGUCAAACUGAUUGACAAGACCUAUAGACUUGUUUUGGGCAUGUCCAACUUCUUAAUUAUGUCAGACUAUAAGUGUUGAACAUGACAUGAUUUUGUUGGAACUACCAGUGCAAUUUAGCAUGUGGGAUGCACAUGCUGUUUUUUGUUAUUUUUUAAUCGGAAAACAUAAGAGGUAAAAAAUACAUCAAGCUUAAGCAAUCAUACCAUUAAUUAUCAACAAGUUUAAAAAGUGCUUUAAAAUGCAUUUCUUUAUUCAAAUGUUCAAGGCAAAGCCCUUUGUUUACAGCGUUGUAAAACUCAUUAAAAAUUACUUGACACAAGAGCAUGGGACAAGGAGAUUUGCCCACGAUUGAAAAAUUAAGACGUGCAUAAGAAAAUCUUGACUAAGAAAUAAUGGAUAUGCUUACAAGCAUAUCAUUUAUUCGUAAUGUGAAUGACAUUAAUAAUACCUUUAGUUAAAAUAGGAGUAUACAAAUAUCCCCCAAUUAUAAAAGGGAAAGAAGAUCUUUUGUUGUAGAUAAUGUGUUAGAAAUUGUAUACAGUUUCAUACACUUAUAUCUUAGGAGAAAAUGAGAUUUCAAACACUAAGAAUUUGUUUCAGUACAGGUUUGAACUUGGGUUAUAUUGGAUUAAUUUAAUGUAAGAAAAAGGGCAUUUGUAGGUAUGGAUGUAAAUUUGUACAUGUAAUUAUUGUACUUAUCACAAUUUGGACAUAAAUGUUGAAACUGCUUCAAAUUCUGACAUGCUGCGUCUUAUUUUACUUUCACUUUACAUAUUUAAUUAUACAUUAACAUUUUAAGGCAAAUCAAAAUCACUUACAUCACAUUU
Lingula anatina is the source of this 15912-nucleotide messenger RNA. Its product is annotated as dual E2 ubiquitin-conjugating enzyme/E3 ubiquitin-protein ligase BIRC6. Gene Ontology annotation, cellular component: nucleus. Lineage: Eukaryota; Metazoa; Brachiopoda; Lingulata; Lingulida; Lingulidae. Gene Ontology annotation, biological process: apoptotic process; negative regulation of apoptotic process; regulation of cytokinesis. Gene Ontology annotation, molecular function: cysteine-type endopeptidase inhibitor activity; ubiquitin-protein transferase activity. The record is from RefSeq and is a predicted model, not a curated record.